AUGAAGCACUGCUUCUACAACGAGACCGUCGGCUUCUUCUACAACAACAGCCGCAAGGAGCUGAGCGCGCACUGGCGGCCCAAGGACGUGCUGGUGGUCGCCCUGGGGCUGGCGGUCAGCGCCGUGGUGCUGCUGACCAACCUGCUGGUCAUCGCCGCCGUGGCCACCAACCGCCGCUUCCACUACCCCAUCUACUACCUGCUGGCCAACCUGGCGGCCGCCGACCUCUUCGCCGGCGUGGCCUACAUGUUCUUGAUGUUCCACACCGGGCCUAGAACCGCCCAGUUGUCGCUCAAGACUUGGUUCAUCCGGCAGAGCCUGCUGGACACCAGCCUGACCGCCUCGGUGGUCAACCUGCUGGCCAUCGCGGUGGAGCGGCACCGCACGGUGCUGACCAUGCAGCUGCACAGCGAGAUGUCGGCGCAGCGCGUGGUGGGGUUGAUCUUCUCCAUCUGGGCCGCGGCGUUGCUGUUGGGGUUGAUCCCGUCCUACGGUUGGCACUGCCUGUGCUCGCUGGAGAGCUGCUCCAGGAUGGCGCCGCUCUACAGCCGCAGCUACCUGACCUUCUGGGCCGUGUCCAACCUGGCCGUGUUCCUGAUCAUGGUGCUGGUCUACGGCCACAUCUUCCUCUACGUCAGGAGGAGGAUGGCGCGCAUGGCGCGGCACACGGGCGCGCACCCGCGGCACCGCGACACCGUGCUGGCGCUGGUCAAGACCGUCACCAUCGUGUUGGGCGCCUUCGUGGUGUGCUGGACGCCGGGCCAGGUUGUUCUGCUGCUGGACGGGCUGGGCUGCCAGAGCUGCGACGUGCUGGCCGUGGAGAAGUACGUGCUGCUGCUGGCCGAAAUUAACUCCCUAAUUAACGCCAUCGUUUAUUCGUGGCGCGAUAACGAGAUGAGGAGCACCUUCCGCCGCCUGCUCUGCUUCCCCUGCCUCCGCAAUUCCAAAUACGCCGCCCCCGAGCGCGGCCUCGGCUCCCACAACGGCCACUUCACCGUCGAUUCUUCCAUUUAG
Molecule: messenger RNA, 1014 nt
Organism: Catharus ustulatus (Swainson's thrush)
Lineage: Eukaryota; Metazoa; Chordata; Aves; Passeriformes; Turdidae
Gene: LPAR2
Product: lysophosphatidic acid receptor 2
Exons: 2
Coding region: 1-1014 (337 amino acids)
Biological process (GO): G protein-coupled receptor signaling pathway
Cellular component (GO): membrane
Molecular function (GO): lysophosphatidic acid receptor activity
Source: RefSeq, a predicted model, not a curated record